Molecule: messenger RNA, 1161 nt
Organism: Morchella importuna
Lineage: Eukaryota; Fungi; Ascomycota; Pezizomycetes; Pezizales; Morchellaceae
Exons: 8
Coding region: 1-1161 (386 amino acids)
Biological process (GO): magnesium ion transport
Cellular component (GO): membrane
Molecular function (GO): magnesium ion transmembrane transporter activity
Source: RefSeq, a predicted model, not a curated record
AUGGAGGAGAAAUACAUUGGGUUACUUUUGGCUAUAACCUCUAGCAUGGCUAUAGGAACAAGCUUUAUAUUAACAAAAAAAGGACUAAUAGAUACGGCAGAUCGAACGGGGUUCGAGGGGGAGGGGUUUACAUAUCUAAAGAACCCCAUAUGGUGGAUUGGGAUGGUGACUAUGAUUCUCGGUGAGAUUGCGAAUUUUGCUGCAUACGCGUUUGCACCGGCAAUCUUGGUAACGCCUCUAGGCGCAUUGAGUGUAUUGGUUGGUGCAGUAUUGGGCACAUAUUUCCUCAAAGAGGAAUUGGGAGUCUUAGGGAAGCUAGGAUGUGCGAUUUGUCUGAUCGGCAGCGUAAUCAUCGUGCUUCACGCACCUCCAGACAAAGAGAUUACUACCAUCGAUGAAAUCUUGAACUACGCAAUUCAGCCAGGCUUUCUGCUUUACUGCGUAUUGGUCAUUAUCUUUUCAUCGGUAAUGAUUUACGUUGUAUCCCCGAAAUACGGAAAGAAGAAUCCACUUAUCUACAUUUCAAUCUGUGGGACUGUUGGUUCAUUGACCGUCAUGAGCUCCAAAGCAUUCGGAAUCGCUGUCAAAUUGACCUUUGCUGGCGACAAGUCGGAAAAUCAAUUUACGCAUCCUAGUACAUAUGUAUUCGUUAUUGUUGUUGGAGUCUGCAUUCUUACCCAGAUGAACUACUUUAAUAAGGCUUUGACCCAGUUCUCGAGUUCUUUAGUUACACCUCUUUACUACGUCACCUUCACGACUGCCACCCUAGUUGCCUCGUUCAUUCUUUUCCAGGGUUUUAACACUACUGAUCCCGUCAACACUAUCUCGCUUCUUUGUGGCUUCCUAAUCAUUUUCAGCGGCGUAUAUCUUCUCAACAUCUCUCGAACAGACCCCAAUGGAAAACGAAUUCUGGCGAACGGCCGAGUUUCGACAAGCUAUGAUGAGGGUGUGCCGACAGAUGGCAUCACUGGACUCCAGGUACGACGAAGCAUGCAGCUGCGGAGGUCCGAUGUUGGAGGGACCAGGAGCAGCAUUGGCGCAAGACUGCUGGGAAGAGAUGACGAAGAAAGCGCGGUGGGAUUAACGGAUUUGGCAGAGGAUUCGGACAGCUAUAGUGAAGAUGAUGAUGGGAUGGGGAGAUUAGAGAGCACGAGACGAUGA